GGCAGCACUGCGUCGGUGGCAGAUGUUCGUGAACUCGCGCAAUUUAUGCAAUUUUACUGCAAAAGCAUUAUCUGUUUCUUAAAUAAAUUAAAUUUAAUAUUCGCGCGAAGUAAAUAAUGGAUUUGGCAUUUAAGUAAUUGAAAAACCCGCAACAACUUGCAAAUUGUGGAAACACUCCCAUAAAUUGUGUGAGAAAAGUGCAUCAAAUGCGCGCGCGUUUUUUUUUGGUGCCGCCGCAUCGUUUUGUGAAAAGUGCCACAUUUCAAAAGUUGAACUGUUGAAGAAUGGCAGCAAUUAAUUCGAACACAGCGCAUAAAAUCAACAACAGCUACGAUUCGGAGCCUUCUACGGGCAGCGGGUCGUCGCUCAGUGAAAACAAUGAGGGCCAAAUAUCUGACGAGGAGAACAUGAAUCUACCGUAUCUACUAAAGCCAAAAACACUGAGCACCGACAAUGCCACAAAAUUGAGCUUACAGGGCAGCCAGGAGUCGCAAUUUCGAGGAUUUGGCGACAGUCCUUAUGGCCAAGUGAAUAAACGGCUGUACGGCUCGCAAUUGCAGAAUCUACAGCUGCCAGAGAUUGAGAAGGAGAAGGAGCAACAUACUACCUCGGGAAAGCAUAAGUCACCAGGCAUGAUCGUAUUUCCUCGGUUUUACGAUAGCAUCAUGGAGGAGAAUAGCUGCAAUGCCGUCGACAUGCCAACCACAUCUGCCGAAGCAGCCAAAGCCACAACGGACACUUUGUCAUUUGAUGGCAAAAUCAAAAGUCUGACUGAGCCGCCUCGCUUAUCCACCACUGUCCAGGAGAGCUCCCAGAAUGCUCCACAGCAGCAGCAGCAACAGCAGCUGUCGGAAUCAUUUAUUCUGAACAAAAUGCACAAUGAGCGAUCGCCGGAUUUGUUUGCGGAUAGCGACGAGGAUGAUGGCGAUGACCCAACCGACAAGGGACUGGGCACAACUCUGGAGGACUUACCCGAAGCUCUCGAGGAAAGCCAAUGUGUCAGCGAGGCGCCAACAACGAGCCACAAUGCCAGCGCACGUUACUCCCUGACAGCGCCUACGGAAUCUAGUUUUGUCGAUGACCAGACCCAAGACACUCAACUAACAAGCAGCGAUCCUCGCACCCAUUUCAUUGAGAAUUGCCGGCGGGAACGUGAGCUAUAUAGACGCAUACGUCGUUGUUUGACGGGAGUGCGUCCUCCACCUACGGUGACCACACCUGACACCGAUGUCAUCAACGCUGUGGUAAACAUGAAAGCAAAAGUGAUCAACUUUCUGGUUUGCAAAGAUGCUGAAGUAGAUGCUCUUCCCUCCUCGUCCAGCAUCGAAGACAGCGGCAUCUGUGCCACGUCCUCAUUGUUCAAACCCACACACAGCCUGGCCGAAGCCCAGAACAUGAGUUGGCGCGAAGUUCUGGGCGUGCGUCAGCAUGGACUGAGCUACAACUUGAAUAAAGCGGCUGAACAAAAUGAAUACCUCAGUCUGUCGGUGGUGGAACGGUACGUGGGUGCGGAGACGGCCACAUCCUAUGUGCGCUCUCCUUCCAGUGCCAAGAAGCGCAACAUGCGCAUGAAAAUGCUGACACAAUCGCCUGGCAAUCGCCUCAGUCAUUUGGCCAAGCGACGAGCCAUUUUCUCAUCCGCAAAUCUGGCCACAAACUCCAUUAAGCUAAACAGCUCCAUGGGCCCGCAAAUAUUGCUGGAUAAGAACAGGAAAGAGCGUAACAAGCGCAAAGCAACGCCAAAGCGUAAAACACCUGGCAGCAAAAAGAAAGCUCGAAAAACUCCGUCCUCUUCAGCACGCAAGCGUCUUUUUCGCACCGAUCUCAUCAAGCCGGGACCAUCUCGAGAAACCUCGAAGCGCGCGUUAUUCCAAAGUCCAGCCAAGUCAUCGUUGUCACAGCAGUUGUUUCCGCCCAAGCCCCUCUUCAAGCCAGAGAUUGCCAAUCGUGUGGAGAGAUCCAAGCGUGCACUCUUCUCACCCGACAAUGGUAGCCAGCAAAGCACUCCGAGCAACCAGCUGGAGUCGCUGCUCAAGCGUAAACGCAAUGCCCGCGAUGACGAAGAUGCUGCUGAGCUGGCAAGUCAGAGUAGCAAAUUGUUCCGAGCUGGCAGCGGCUUUGGCAGUGGUCUCACUCCGCGCGCUCUCAAGAUCAAGAGUCAGAGCUUUUGCAUUGGAGCAGGUUCCUCCACAGCAUCGCAACAGAACGUGGCUGCCAACAUGCAACAGUCGCCAUUUGCCAACACCCCGCGAUUAAGCCAUGGUUUAAGUGGCAGCAGCAGCACCUUGGCUUGCAGCACGACGCCAACAAUUAGCAAAUUGCACCGCGCACAUUCGGAAAUGAGUGCAACGCCUCAAAGCGUCAUGACGGACAAUCAGCGGAAGAAACUACUGUGGGCUGUGUCACAGGCACUGCAGGAGAAGAAGAUAUCGGCAAAGCACGAAAAUUUCCGACAACAUGCGGCGGAUUUGGCGCGCAUUGUAAAGCGCAUCUUUCAGGAGUUUUACUUGGGACACACGACAAGCAACAGUGAGACAUUGCUGCGGUUAGCCAAAAAGUACGCCUUUAGCGUGAUUGCUGGCAAGCAACCGGACGACAUUUACCUGCAUGCACGCAGCCACGAGAGUGAAACGAAGCUGCAGUCGAGCUCACGACUCUCGGGCUACAUUGGACCCGAGGAGUUUGCACAGCGGAAGCUGUUGUUGUCUCAAAGCUCCUCCCAGUCGCUGUCCCAGAUGUCGCUGGCCCGCAGCAAGGCUGAUGGAUCAAUGCAUAAUCUAUUCGGCAGCGAGAACUCCAUUGAUUCAUUCGGGUUCAGCCAAAUGAGCCAAUGCACUGCGACUUCAAACUCAGCCACACAGUCCAGUCUAAUGGAACGCAUUUCGGAGGAUCUGUUUUGCAAGCAGCAACAGCUGCCCAUACUGCCAAAUCCUACACUGCAGAACAGCUCGUCCAAGAGCAAUUUAGGCGGCUUGGCGCUGCGCGAAAAUGUGCAUUGCGAGCAGCGAAGAUCGGCGCAAAAGAACUUUACUGGCAAGGAUCAGCGGAACAUCAGUCCUUACUAUAAUGGUGGCAACAGCAACGGAUCUGGGCGCAAGUUGCAGGCCACAACUGCGGCUCCAAGUGUCGAGUCCAGCGCCAAAGCGAAGCGCCAAAUCUCCUUUGAUAGCUAAAUUUUUUUUUUUGAACCACUGCCCGGAUAAUGAUCUAUUUAUUUUUACCAAAAUGUUGUUCCAUAUUUUUUGGGUUGUUUUUUAGCCUAAUUUAUUUAAUUCCCCCGGUACUUGGAUAAUGUUAUAGUACAUCAAACGGAGACACAACUACAAACAUACAUACAAACAUAAACAUAUACAUAGAAAUGAAUUGCAAUAUUUUUCGCUGAAGUAAAAUUUAAAAAAAAAUGAAAGGUUUUCUACUUAAUAUUGUAAAUUUGAAUUAAUGUAAUUAACGUACAAAUGUAAAAGGUUGAAUGGUUGAAAUCAAUUGGCCAUCGAUUAUAAAACCGCUAAGAUUGUAAUGUAAAAGGAAUAGCAUAAAAUAAAAGAUCCACUCAAUAGU
Molecule: messenger RNA, 3558 nt
Organism: Drosophila innubila
Lineage: Eukaryota; Metazoa; Arthropoda; Insecta; Diptera; Drosophilidae
Gene: mi
Exons: 9
Coding region: 285-3173 (962 amino acids)
Source: RefSeq, a predicted model, not a curated record